CUACCGUCAUCUCCUGGUCGUCCGUCGGCUCCUGGGUUUCCUGGGCCACCAGGCUGUCCAUUAUCUCCAGGCAGUCCUGGGCCACCAUCUCGUCCUGGGUUUCCUGGGCCUCCAGGUUGUCCAUCGGGACCGGGAGGUCCUUGGGGACCAGGUGGUCCGGGUGGUCCUUGCGAUCCAGGUGGACCAGGAGGGCCGGGUGGGCAAUUGAAGCAUGGACGUCCAACAUCGGGAGCUGGUGUGGCUGGUGGUCCGUCAGGUCCAUUUCUACCAGGUUGUCCAGGUCGUCCAUCGGAUCCAGGCUGUCCAUCUUGUCCAGGAGGUCCGGGUGGUCCUGCUGGUGAGACUCCACAACCGCAGCAUCCGCCGCCGGAC
This is a messenger RNA of Ostertagia ostertagi, 372 nucleotides long. The record is from the annotation of a GenBank genome assembly. Lineage: Eukaryota; Metazoa; Nematoda; Chromadorea; Rhabditida; Trichostrongylidae.